ACUAGGUCGACCUGUGUGUCCUUUACCGAAAAUGGGAACUUUUAAUGGUCGAACCGUUGGCUCUGUGAAUAUCGUAAAGUGUCCCAAGGGUAUGAAAGGCGAGGGUAGAGCCACGUGUAAGCAGAAUCUAAAAUGGGACAAGAAAAUUGACAAAUGUGUUGGAUUUCGUUUUAGUAAUGAAGAAGAAACCGAAAAUUAUGUCAGACCAAAUCUUGAAACAAAUCAUGAUGGCGAAUGGAAACACGUUUCCAGCGACAACUGGAAUUGGAAAGAAACUCAGGUUGCCUGUAGAGACCUUCUUGAUCUAGAAUUCGGCGGCUCAAUAAGACUUCUUUGGCACACAGGAUCAUCGCAGACCAAGAGCAUUGCGGUGAACAUACGUUGUAAUGGAAAUGAGAAAACAUUGGGGGAAUGUAUCUACAAGGGUACGGAAGAUAGUCAAAGAUCAAUGAUGGUUUUAAUUUGCUUCAAAUCAAACAUCAGUGAUGGUGGAUCAUUUAAAAAUAUCACUAUUUCGUCUGAAUUACCAUCAACGGAAAAUCCGAUACCCCAGAAAAAGAAUGACCUUUUAUGGGUAAAAUUCUUGGACACGUGGUCUCCGGUUGGUAAGAAAUGCAACAACAAUGGACACGAAUGGAAUAAAAAAGAAUCAAAAGUCGCAUGCCGCUCAAUGUUUCCAGAUGAGUCGUAAGUUAUUUUAAUUUUCACACGUUUGAUAUGUACUCCCAUGACUACAUAUUUAUUUUAGCGUACGCAAUUCUCUUUUCUUAUUUUCAAUUUAAUAUGAUAUGACAGUUUAUUAUAUGUUUAAUAAUGAAAUAUGAAGAAAAACUGAUUACAUAAAAUGCAUAUUUUCGUUUUCUAUAUUUUCAUUGUAAAAAGUUAUUUUUCACUGCAGUGACACAUAUUUGCGUAUUUUCACUGCCAUUUUUGGAACUACUUUCUUCUAAAAACAGCCAAUAAACUACUUUAAAAGAAGAGUAUUUACAUUUGUGAGAUAAACAUAGAAAAAAGAUUAUGAUAAACAGAAAUUUCAAGUUUUUUUUUUUUUUUAUAAAAACGAGAUUUCUUUUUGUACUACUUGUGGCCAAUCCACGAAAUAUUUGUUUUUCAUACCACUGGAUGAAAACAAAUCCCGUACUUAAGAAAAAAAAUCUUGAAUAUUCUAUAUCGUAUAUUUUUUCAUAACAUAUUUAUAAAGUGACAAAAAAGGCGAGGUUCUCUCUCCCCUAUACUCUAAAUUCCAUCAAAUUUACACGUUUUUCUCAUGUACUUUGCUUGUUUUUGAAACAGUUAUUAAUUAAGAUUAAGGUCUUCAAAGAACUCCGUUGAUUACAGAGUCACUUCUUUUGGUAUUAGUUUUCAUUGUACCCUUACCCACAACGUACGAUGCUACGAUGGCGAAAAGUGGAUGAUAUAAAGAUAGGUUACAUAAUGAUAAUGAAAUAACGAAGAUGCGAUGUUUCUUAUUCACCGAUAGAGACGCGACGGUAUAACUAAUCAGUAGCUGGCAAAUCGAUCCGAAUAUAUUAAAACAAUUUUUUAAGAAUUUGUUCGUCUAUGGUUAUAUUGCGUUUCAAAAUCGCAGCAUCGUGCGAUGGUGGGGUAAUGAUAAACAAUCACGAACAAAACUUUAAAGCUUUUGUUGCUGUAUUUAAAACAGUAUAUAUAAACAAUAUCACUGUAAAAAGUACAUAUGCUACUUGCGGUCACUGUACCUUUCUCCUAUAACAGGAAGUAGGCAAGUUUAUAUACUAUGUUAAAUAUAAAAGAUGUAACUGGUAAACUUCAUCAUUUUGUUGUCCCAAAACUUGUUUAUUCACAGCCUUCUCGGUUUUUAAUUUGCGCGUUUUUGUCUAUUAUAUUUUAUUCCAAAACGUAUCAGAAUUACAUUAAUAUUUCAAUCAUAAAAUCAACCUUUAUUAUUAUGUUAUAAUUAAAUACUUAGUCAUAAAUCAAGAACCUUAAUCUAAAC
This is a messenger RNA of Ruditapes philippinarum (Manila clam), 1975 nucleotides long. Its product is annotated as deleted in malignant brain tumors 1 protein-like. Gene Ontology annotation, cellular component: membrane. The record is from RefSeq and is a predicted model, not a curated record. The transcript is spliced from 4 exons. NCBI's taxonomy places the organism in Eukaryota, Metazoa, Mollusca, Bivalvia, Venerida, Veneridae. Bases 32 to 691 code for a protein of 219 amino acids.